AUGGAGGAGGAAGACCGCCUGGCGGAGCAGAGCAAGCUGCCGGAGCUCAAACUAGGUAAACUCCCCUCACCGCGGUACCGACCCUCGUACUGGUUUUAUCUUUGGUUUGACGGAUGGUGUGUUACGUUGCAGACGCGAGGCAAGCUCAGGGAUUCAUCUCCUUCUUUAAGACCAUGCCUCAUGUAUGCACCUUCUGUCGUCUACCAUUUAAAUCUUAUUUGGUCAGUUUCGAUCACAUUGGACGCCCGGGGGGUGUGUUUUUUCUGCCGUGGGCGAUUAUGACGUUUUAAUUUUUCCUGUUCUUUCCUCGUGAUUGUUUCACCUUGCUGCCUGUAGGAUCCAAGGGCUGUGCGCUUCUUCGACCGCCGGGUGAGUGCGGCGGUUCCUGCCUUUUUCGACCCUUGUGCAUGCUUCUUCUCAGUAGGGAUCGCCUUUUUGGUCUCUGUUUCUUGUUUCCGUUGCUCUGAGGAUAGAGUGACGCCCUUAUGAAAAAAAAUCCGCGAUAAAGUUCGACUGUCAUUCUUACCAUACAUAAUUUAUUUGCUCUUUUCAGUUAUUUUCAUUUUGUGGGUAUUUCCAUACAAGAUUGACUUUGUUUCACUGUGAUUCCUUUGGUUUUAGGGAGCUUCCUUCUCAGUCUUUACAGUUCGGUUAUGAGACGUGUAGUUGAUUCAUCCCUAUGUAAGCGUUCCUCGCGGAUAGGGAUUAUAAAGUUUUUUUCUGGACAAAAGAUGUGCCUUCAAUGCGAAUUAAUCGGCAUUAAGAAUCGUGAAGCGGAUUAUGAAUUGGAGUAUUCGAUUGGCAUGUGCAUGUCACAUGAAUGUUGUUUACGUGCAGACAUGUUAUGGAUCCGACAAUGCAGUCCGUGGUGAAAAAUCGUGUCAAACAAUCAACUUUUCUUAUCACCCUAAACAUGAAUAACGUGUAAGAAGAGAGGUGGUUAAUUGAACCCCUGGAAUUGUGACAGUUCAGAGGAAAGCAUGAAAGAACCAAGUUUGGCAUUUAGCUACGAAACUUGCUUUCCACGAAAUAGUAGACCUGUAAAAGUAUUUCAGAGAAUACCAUCCAUUUGAUUGUAAGAGGCCUUUUUGUUUUUACGAGAAAGGGCUUUGCUGCUCCAGCCCUGAGUGGGUGUCGCCCCCCUUGAUACUGUUUACCACUGUGGUCGGUGGAAGAGGCCUGCCUCCUCGUGAGGCUAUCUGUCACCAAGGCCUGAAUGCCGCAAGUGGGCACCUCAAUGUGCCCCUGCCGCCCUGCCUGGCUCUUAGUUUAGUGCUCAUUCCUUGUUAUUUCUAUUCAACUUGUCACACUUGUGAAAUCCAUAAUUUGAUGAUCUCUCUCAGCUAUUUUUGUUAUUUCCUUUUGAUUGGCAUCAGUAUUGUCAUGUCGUUCCCAUGUUCUGUCCUUCAAGAUGAUGUCAUUACCAUUCAUGGCAUAAAUCGUUUUCUUUCGGAUUCUUAACAACUGAUUGAAAGUGUUAUGUUCUCUUUUUACCUUUUGAGCAACAUUAUGAGCUCUACACUGUAUCAUUGGAAUUACUUCAUGAACUUUAUCGUUUAUUUCCCUUAUUAGCACAUCGACCGUGGUUGUAAACAAUAUCUUGUUAAUUCUUAAUGGUGAGAUUUUGAGAAAAGUGAUAUCAAACGGUUUCCGUACCAAAGCUUUCAGCUUGGGACGAUUCAAUCCUUCAAAAGUCUGUGAGAAGUUCAUGAAUUUCAUUUCUUUAUUCAUCUUUCGAUUUGCGUGUCAUGGUUGUAAACAACGGCAUGUAAAUCCUUAAGUUAUGAGAUAUUAUGGUAAGUUUUAACGAUUUUUUUUUUAUUUUGACCUGGGAUAUCAGUUUGAGAUCUGUUCAGUUACCACCCCAUUCCAGUUUGAAAGAUGAACACAGGACUGGCUUCCGCGGAUGUCUUAAGGAACUAUGUGAGGACAAGAUCAGGCAGGUUCGUGAGGUUGUCUAGGGGACUAGGGAUCCGAUGUCCCUCUUAUGGGGAGGAAAGGAUUGAAGAUGCAGAAGAAAAACCAUACAGAAGAAAGGAAACUUAUUCACCGAAACUUUAAUUGUAAAUUGUUCAUUUUUUAUCAUGAGCAAAACAGCUCUUAUCCGCUGAUUUGGGGAGCUCCGUUCUUUUUUUGAUUUUUGGUGCGGUUCUUGAUACCCAAUCUAAUUCUGGGUUAUGGAUGCAUUUUUGCUUAAAAAAAAUUCCGUGACAUUUGUGAUCACUCAUUAGGUUUUUGUUGUGCAGACCUUUUUCGUUAACCAUUUACAAUGACACUGAUAUUGUCCAUUUUUAAGAAAACACUAUCAAUACAUGCAAACCAACUUGACUGGUAUCUUUUUCUGAGUAUUCGGUAACUGCUUAUGAUAAUUCAUUCUCAAUUUAAAAUAUCAAAAGGUUAAAAUUUGAUCUUCUCUGGAUUUUUCCACCUUUGAGGAAAUUAUGUAUCAAUUGCAAUAGUUAGGGUUUUUUUCUGGUGAAUAGUUUGGAUCUUUAGAGUGCUGCUUUCAUUUUACUUAUGCCUUUUUGCAUUGUUAUUCAUAUGGUUGAAUCAGGAUUACUAUACUGUCCACGGUGAUAAUGCGAUGUUCAUUGCCAAGGCAUAUUAUCAUACUUCUAGUGCAUUACGACAGCUUGGCAAUGAUUCGGAUGGCAUUUCAAGUGUUAGUGUAAGUAAGAACAUGUUUGAAACAAUUGCACGUGAUCUCCUCUUGGAGAGAAAUGAUCAUACGUUGGAGAUCUACGAAGGCAGCGGGUCAAAUUGGAGAUUGACUAAAGCUGGAACUCCAGGCAAGCUUGGAAACUUUGAAGAUAUUUUGUUUGCCAAUAAUGACAUGCAAGAUUCCCCUGUGGUAGUGGCUUUAUGCAUCAACUUUCAUGAAAAUCAGUACACUGUGGGAUUAAGUUACAUAGAUGUGUCUAAAUGGGUAAUUGGUAUAACAGAAUUUUUUGAUGAUAGCCAGUUCACGAAUGUUGAGUCUGUUUUGGUGGCUCUUGGUUGCAAGGAGUGCCUUGUGCCCAUGGAGGGUGGUAAAUCUGCAGCGGCGAAGACCCUGCAUGAUGCAUUGACUAGGUGCAGUGUUCUCUUGACUGAAAGAAAGAAGUCUGAGUUCAAAUCACGGGAUUUGGUGCAGGACCUUGGGAGGAUAGUUAGAGGCUCUAUUGAACCAGUUAAGGAUUUGCUCUCUGAGUUCCACUGUGCACUGGGGGCUCUUGGGGCAUUGCUUUCAUAUGUCGACAUUCUUGGAGAUGAUGGUAAUUAUGGGAAUUAUACCUUACAAAAAUACAGUCUGGACAAAUAUAUGAGAUUGGACUCUACUGCUAUCAAGGCAUUGAAUGUUUUUGAGAGUAAGACAGAUGCAAACAAAAAUUUUAGCUUGUUUGGCCUCAUGAAUAGAACCUGCACAGCGGGCAUGGGUAAAAGGUUGUUAAAUAGAUGGCUCAAACAACCGUUGCUUGAUGUAGAUGCGAUAAAUUGCAGACUGGAUUUGGUUCAAGCAUUUGUUGAGGAUGCUGCACUGCGGCAGGGAUUGAGGCAACACCUAAAAAGAAUCUCAGACAUUGAGCGGUUGACUAAUAAUUUGAAGAAGAAGUCUGCUAAUUUGCAGCCUAUCAUAAAGCUUUAUCAGGUAAUUCUGGAUAUAUUUUAUCAUCUCUUUUGGUAUUGUUAUUUUCCAUGGAUAUGUUUUAGCUUAAAUAACACCAUUUUCUUUGUUUGUUAUGCUUUGCUGUAUGUAUUGGUUAACUAAUGCUACUUUUUUAUUCAGUCAAGCAUAAGACUUCCACAUAUCAAAGAAGUCUUGCUGCAAUAUGAAGGGCGUUUUUCAUUAUUAAUCAAAGAGAGGUAUUUGGAUCCCUUGGAAUUUUGGAUGGAUGAGGAUCACUUGAGUAAGUUUAUUGCCCUUGUUGAAGCUUCUGUUGAUCUAGACCAACUUGAGAAUGGAGAGUUCAUGAUAUCAUCUGGUUAUGACCAAAAUUUAUCAGUCCUAAAAGAAGAGCUUGAUAAAGUUGAAAAGCAAAUACAAAAUUUGCACAGGCAGACUGCAGAUAAUCUUGAUCUAACCGUUGACAAAGCGCUGAAAUUGGAAAAAGGUACACAAUUUGGACAUGUUUUCAGAAUUACGAAGAAAGAGGAGCAAAAAGUUCGAAGAAAGCUCAAUGACAACUUUACAAUCCUGGAAACUCGGAAAGAUGGAGUGAAAUUUACAAACUCAAAACUUAAGAAGUUGGGAGAUCAUUAUCAGCGGGUACUUGAUGACUACUCAAAAUGUCAGAAGGAGCUUGUUGUUCGUGUUGUUGAAACAUCAGCCACUUUUUCCGAGGUUUCAUAACCUUUGUGUUCCCUUGACAUAUUUUUUCUUUCAAGUUAUGGAUUUUUGGGGGUCUUUAUCAGCUGUAUUGAUACAGGUAUUUGAAACUUUUGGUGGCAUCCUUUCUGAAUUGGAUGUCCUUCUAAGUUUUGCUGAUCUGGCCGUUAGUUGUCCAACGCCUUAUGCCAGGCCUGCUAUCACAUCCUCGGUAAAGUUGGCAAAAUAUUCAUAGUCGUCGUUUCAACUUGUAUCUUUUCUGAUAUUUUCAAACUUUACUCUCCUGGUAACAUUAUGGUUUACCAGGAUGAAGGGGACAUUAUUCUUGAAGGGAGCAGGCACCCGUGUGUGGAGGCUCAAGAUGGUGUAAAUUUCAUACCUAAUGAUUGUAUCCUUGUGAGUAUUCUAGCGGAAGUGGUUAGCGGUUCAGAUCAAGCAGUCUAAAUGGAUUAACUUGUUAUAUGUUGUAUAGGAAGUGCUGAUUAACUUGUUGUGUGGUUUUUUUCCCCAUUAAUUAGGCCCGCGGAAAGAGUUGGUUCCAGAUAAUAACCGGACCUAAUAUGGGUGGGAAAUCUACAUUUAUUCGGCAGGUUUGUCUAGUUUAUGAAUUCUAUUUAGAUGUAGUUAAUUCCUGAUUGUUGAUGUAUAGGAUUGGGAUUAGAUUAAAGCAUGUCCACAGAAAGAAAUCUUAACUGGAAGGUUAUAUAUGAAUGGGAGAGCAAUCAAUGGUAUUCUCUUGAUUAUUUUCGUGUUAAGAAAUUUGACUGUUGUUUUGUCUUAAUUGUAACUUUGUCCAUAGUUUCCAUUUUAGUCAGCAAUAAAUUAUUAUUCUGCUGUCGUUUAUUGUAUUAUUUUGUCCCCAUUGUAUCGUGUUUCUAUUCUCUCCAUAUGUUGUAGCAUGAGUGAACCUCAACUGAUUAUCGGGUUAUUUCUUUUAUCUGUGGAUUGUUUUUUAUGAUCUCAGUUAUUUUCUCUGGAAACACACCCCCAGGCUCAAGACAUGUUUUUGCUUCACAUUUGCAACAUUUUUUCAUCAAUGCACAAGUUUGCCUUCAUCCUUGGAUAACUUGCUAAAAUACAGUCAUUCUUAUUUCAUUAAUGUUUGACUGAGUUCUCUCCAAUGGGAGAACCAUAAAGAGUAUGUUGCUAUUUCUUGAAUUUCUGCCUCGGAGUCGCAAUUAUUAACCAAUCAAGGCAUCUUGUAGUACCUUGGUGUACCCUAAGGAUUAUACCAGUGCACUGCAAAAUGAUCUCUAAGUUUAAAUAAACUCUAAAAAAUAUGGGAAUAUUAUGGUAUUAAUACACAAAUGAAAGGCGCUAUAAUCAGAUUACAAAGUUUACCAAUCACAUAGAAUCACAUUAUUGGCAAUUUUUUGAAGCCUCUUGUAAAUGGAAGGCAAUGGAAGCCAUCAGAAUCAUCUGUGGUCUACUGCCUGGCGUUUUUGGCUGCAAAUAAUAAUGGCAUAAGUGCUGCGAUUGAUUUUUUGGCGCACAGUAUUAUAUGCUUCAAUAGUUUAAGGUUACUGAAUUGGUUAUCAUGUUAAGACUAGAAAAGUGAUUCUACUUCUCCAAUUCGAAAUCAAGUCAAUUUAAAUUUAUGUAAAGUAGUACCGGAGUAUGAUUUUUUUUUCCUUUUUUGAUUUCCGAUUUAUUCAUUCAAAUGUCUGUUGUUAUCAGGUUGGCGUAAAUGUUCUUAUGGCACAGGUUGGUUCUUUUAUUCCAUGUGAUAAAGCAAGCAUUAGCAUCCGUGACUGUAUUUUUGCUCGUGUGGGAGCUGGUGACUGCCAGGUUUUUGUUUUACUAUAUGAAGAAUACGAAUAAAGCAAUGAUUUUUUGUAGAUCCUUUGAUUAUCCUAUGACCCUAUUAUAUCUAGAAAACAUAUGUUGUGCUGAAAACACGUUAUAUUUCUUGCAUAUGGUAAGGUAUUUACCUUUUACUUAUUUUUUGUUUGUAACAAUGUUGAAUUUUCCAUUUUGAGCGUAACUCUUUAGCUCUAUUUGUGUUUGAAGGCAUCCGAAUUAGCUUUUUUCAAUUCUGAUUUCAGAAGUGGUGAUUACAUACUGAUUUUUGUCUAUGUGGGAUUAAAUACUUAUAGCUUUUAACCUUAAAAUUCACUCCGUUGUAGAGAUGUCCCUUUCCUUUGUAAUUUUUUGAUGCAGCUAUCAGCUAUUCAGUCACUAUAAAUUGGAGUGGUUUCCCUUUAACAUUGCUCAUGCAUCAAAGUUCAAAUCAGGAGAGCUUUAUUCUGUCAUCAUACUUCACGUUUUGUUUCUCUUUAAAGGCGUAUCCUGGAAUUCCUUUCCUAGUUACGUACUUUUAACUGCUAAGUACUUAUUGAGUUAAUAUAUAGCUAUUGUACUAAAUUUAACCGCUAAUGAGUUAAAUUCCUUUGUCUUCAAUAGUUUUUCAUUCAUUCAAUACUCAAUUUUAAAUUUGUACGAAAGAAUUCUAUUUGGUUCAUGUCAUACUGUCUUGGUAAUUGUAGAUCGAAUCGAUUAUCCAUUGCUUCAACCCAGCUCUGUUUUAUUCAGUGCUGGUUGUGACCCUCAUUUUUAGAGGGGAAAGCUUAUGUGCUUAUUUUGGAUUGCUUACCAUGUUGAUACCCCUCCAGGAUUCAGUUUCUACUGUUAGUGGGGUAUAGAUCUCCUUUGGAAAAAAAGUAGCUUAUCCCUGAACCUCCCAUUCCAUAAAGGUCUGAUUUGCAAAUUAUGGAUAAAAUUUAAACAGCAAUCGUGAAUCUUUUUUUUCUCCUUGACCUCGUGUCAAGAGAACAUCUUGAUUACAUCCGUGUAGAUAUGGAAUAGGAAAGGGGCAAGACCACCAGAAAGUUUUAGGUGUUUCUUAAAGUGGCAUUGGUCAAUAUGUAUUAUUUCCUGUGGUUUUGUUGUAGAAGUCGUUCUGAGGUAACAUUUUGAUCGAAAUAUCUAUCAAGAUAAAUCAUGAUGAAUAGAUUGGCAUAAUAUGUUUUGGGGCUCAGUCCAAAGAUUCAAGGUCAUGCUUUGACUUCGCUGUGUAAUAUACAGGGAAGCAUGAAAAUAGCUCCCUCGUCCACUUCCAUAGACGCACUGUAUAGCUGAUUUUCUGAAUCCAUCAGUAGAAACUGUGGUUCUAGAACGUCAUAUUCAUUCUUACCGGUUUACUAUGCUCCCCGAAUGAACACGUAGCUAGGCACCACAAUCUUUGCUGAUAAAAGUGAAAUGGGCAAUGAGUUGACAAGCUUCGUAUGAGGUUUAAUGUCUGAGGUCUCUACUCCAAAAAAUCUAUGGUCACUGUCAUUUUCUUUGUUGUUGACGUUCCUUUGACAAAUUUUACGCGCAGAAGUAUUUUAGAAUGCCUGGAAAAUCAACAUCAUAAUUUAUACAAAAUAUGUUUCAAUUGCAUAUACUUUGAACGCUGUCAAUGACUUAUUAUUUCGUUUUUUUCUUCAUAGGAAAAUAACUUUGUGAAGCUUUUUCUUCAUUUUCUUGGCUCUUUAUUUGCAGCUCCGUGGGGUUUCUACAUUCAUGCAAGAAAUGCUUGAAACUGCAUCUAUCUUAAAAGGCGCCUCACAAAACUCUCUCAUAAUUAUUGAUGAGUUGGGUCGUGGCACAUCUACCUAUGAUGGAUUUGGUCUGUUCUCUAUUUGAUUUUUCCUUUGGUCAUUAAUAAAUGUGCAAACAAUUUGGUUGGAUGUCACGUAGACAUUAUUUUUUUUUCUUUUUUCCUCUUCAAAUGUUUCACCUUAUUCUAUUAUUAAUUUCUAAAAUUUGAGGGAGAAAUGGCUUUAGUUUGCAGUUUUUAUUUAACUGAAUUCAGUGUCUUUUAUACUACACUUAAUUAUCGUUCUGCAUUUGUUGAGUUGGAUUCUACUGCAGCUGGCAUUGAUUCGAGCUCUUAUUAUUCAUGUUGAUUUGCUUCAUUCAUUCCUCAGGAUUAGCUUGGGCUAUCUGUGAGCACAUAGUGGGGUUGAUCAAAGCUCCAACGCUAUUUGCAACCCAUUUUCACGAACUCACUGCGUUGGCUCAUGGAGAUAUUAAUUUCCAUCCUGAAUGUAGACCAAUCCACGGAGUAGCGAACUAUCAUGUAGGAGCACACAUUGACCCAUCGAGUCGCAAAUUGACCAUGCUUUAUAAGGUUUGUCCUUUUGUUUCAACUUGUCAACCGGCUUCCUUUUAUUUUCUUGUAUAUCUUUUUUCCCAAUUCAAACUAUAAAGUGUCAAUUAAUGUACGUAACUAACUGUACAACUUAUGGGUGAUAAUGCUUUCUCUAGUCUGCUUUCCUUAUGCUUCCGAACUAGGGUGAUCUUUUUCUUUUCUAGCUGAGUUUCUUUGCGAAAAAAGGUGUAUAUUGAGGAAACGGAAUGAGGUCCAAAUUCAGUAAAACAAUAAGCAAGUGGCAAGUUAAAAGAAGGAAAGGGGUUGAAGGUUAUGCAUUAUGGUUGAAAAAAACUAUUUGGGGGAGAUUCCUUCAGAUUUUAUUGCAGAUAGAGCUUGUCUAAGGUGCAAUUGGAGUAUAUAGGUGGUAUGCGGAUGAAAUUCAUGAUGAGAAAGUAUGUGAAACAAUAUAAAUCGUUUCUCACCAAGUAUAUAGGCGGUCUUUCAUUUUUUAUGAUUCUUGCUUGUAAGUGAUAUAAUCAAAAUCCAACAUGGUGAAGAGAAAAUCAAUUUCAAACAUGUUUCAGCUGUGUCCAUGAAAACGCUAAUUCUGAAUAUGGUGUUCAGAUCGCAGACAAGAGAAAUGACAUUCAUUGCUAAAGUAUAGGUAGUCCGAGAACAUCAAAAUGUCUAGACUACAAUGUCUAUGGUAUCGCAUCAUCACAUUGGAAUUGAGUGCUCUGUCACUGUUCAGACCUCGACUGGGUCCGAGCUUCCCAAACUCUAUGCUGUUGGGGAACUCCGCAUGGGUCUGAGUACUUGUGGUAUGAUAUUCCCCGCCAAGCACUUCAGUCAGUCUCGAGAUGAGAAGUUUAAUGUUAGACGUGGGUUGGUCUUCUUCCUUCCAUUGUGCGUGACACGACUUAAGGCUUGCGGCUCAACGUUGUAGCGGAUGCAUAAGGUAGAAGGGGCAUGCUACUGCAGCCUGUGGAAAGAGAGCUCUAUCCCAUGCCUUUCAUCUCCAUUUGUGGGUCGAUUAGAGUGGGGGAUUAGUGGAGAGAUUCCUCUCAUUUAUGUUUGCAACAUAAAUAAGGGGAGGGGAAAGAAUGGAACAGUUUCUUUGCUUUUGACGUACAUCCUUCCAAUUACUGUUUGAAAGGAACAUAAAGAACGGAAAUCAAAGGAAAUAACUUUCUGCUGCCUUGUUUCCCGCUGCUGUUGCACAUCAUGCCCUGACCCACCCACCCUGGUCUGUGAACGUGCUUUAAUCUGGCAAAAUGGCUUAACAAUGGGACAUAGAGACUUGCGGUAGUCUAUAAGGUUUAGAAUCCAUUCGCCGUUAAGACUUCUCGUCGUAAUAAUUCUAGUUUAACAAAAGGAGAAAGUUUUUGAAAUUAUGAACGGCAGAGGAAUUUUUGCACAGUUAUGAAAAUAUGUAUUUUGAAGAUCUUGUCGGCACAAAAGGGCUUUGGAAAAUCGCCUUGGUUUGAGUUAGGCCUCCCACUUGUGGCAUCCUGAUAUCCUUCCACUAGAAUACGAUGGAGAUCUUGUACACUGAUUGGUAAAAUGACUAUCUCGAGACAUGGGAAACUGUGCAAGUUUAUAGAGAAUUAUAUUCCUGAUAUAACUGAUAAUUUCUCGGUGAUCUAGGGUUUAUCUGCUGUGAAAAGUUUCUUGAUAGGCUACAUUUUUUUUACACAAUGGAAUACUAGUAUUUAUUUUUAACCAUCAGCUUUGUUUUAUAUUUCGUUUGUUGCUAUGUGAUUCAGGUUGAACCGGGAGCUUGUGAUCAAAGUUUUGGGAUUCACGUGGCAGAAUUUGCGAACUUUCCCCCCAGCGUUGUUGCCCUAGCUAGAGCAAAAGCUGAAGAACUGGAGGAUUUUUCUUCAACUAAGAAUAUUUCAGAUGUUGACAUGGAAGAGGUCGGUGAAAAUAAAAGAACCGUUGCAUUUUCAUUGUCCAUAUCUUGUCACUUUUAUUAGAUUUCAUUCGGUAUAAUCGUCUUGUGAAUGAUUUUCACAAUAAAAAGAAACUUUCAUCAAAUGAAAGCUAGGUAAAUGGCGUCCAUCAGGUCGUCAUCUAUUUAAGAACCAGUGAUGGACUGGUGAGAUCAUGUUAUCUAAUUAAGUCAAUGGGUUCUCCUACGAAAAACCUGGCAUCAUAUUAUUAUCGCAAGAGAUGUUCACGUUUCCAAUAUCUAGGUCAUGCGUAACUAAAACAAGGGUGCAUGUUUUUUGGAUGCCUCUCAAUCAAACCACAGUGGAGACGUUUUUGCCUUUUUCUACGUUCUUGGGAAUAUCAAUGCCAAUCCCCAGGUUUAUUUUGCCACUCUUCUCUUCUUUCUGGACUGGGUCCUGUUAAUGAUUUUAUACGGUUUGACCGCAAGCACAAAGUCUCCUUGCAUGCUUAACCAACAUCAUGUGAGCUUGUGAAGGACCAAUGUUGCGUGAUGACCUUCAUUGAAGCUUUCCCACCUUGCUAAUUAGCGUAUCUACACUUCUACACAGUCUCCCACAAGGUUUCCAUUACAAGCGUAAAGAGACUGAAUAUUCCGUUUUUUUGAUGUCCCAUUGAACUAGCAUAUGUUGAUCUUUGAAUUCAAUAUUCCCAUCUUUCCGAGGACAAAUCAAGUACCUUAUUGAGCCUUGUCUCCAUCUCGUCAUAUAUAGAAGCAUAACCCUAUUUUCUUCUUGCUCGCGAUCGUCUCCACAGCACUUUCUUAGAACCAGCGCCUUUGGGCACAGGUAACUGGAAAUCUCCAUUCUUAGUUAAUCUAAAUAGCUCAUCUGCUUGAAAGACAACCUGAGCUCCACACUGCCUCUGCUCUGAUGUGAAUCCAUGAACAUGGAUGAAGACUGGUUAUAAAUUGUUACUCAGUGUAUGCAAAACAGAGAGAUCUUUAGCAUCGUCUACUCUGGCUACUCCGGUCGCUCUGUAUGAAAGGACUUAACCGUCUUCCGUAGUUGCCCCUCGCCUCUCUCCUUGGAUCAGAGCAUUGGGCUCCAUUUCAUCCUUUCUGUUCAUCUCUUCUAACUGAUUGUGAGGCUCCCAUUACUGCUAAAAAGAGUCUCACCGUACUUUGGUCGCCAUGGAUACAAGUUGCUGUUUAUUUGCCUGGAUGGAUGGAUGGAUGGAUCGAUGAUCUCCUCUGGGACGGUCUUUUUUGCCAGGUGGGCUCCAGGCGCAAGAGGCGUUGGGGCGAGGACGACAUGGCCAAAGGUGCAAAAAAAGCUCAUCGAUUCCUGAAAGAAUUCACGAGCUUGCCGCUCGACCGGAUGGACCCCGUUCAGGCCUCGCAGGAGAUCAGCAAGCUGAGAUCCCAGCUGGAGAGAGACGCCAUCGAGAAUCCAUGGCUCCAGCAGUUCUUCAGCAGAUCCUGA
Messenger RNA from Spirodela intermedia, 11761 nucleotides. The record is from the annotation of a GenBank genome assembly. Lineage: Eukaryota; Viridiplantae; Streptophyta; Magnoliopsida; Alismatales; Araceae.